UGUAGACAUUUUUUGACAACCAGUGAGGAGUGUUUUUACUUAUUGGACUGACAAUGCCUAUUUUGUAUAUAAAUAUAAAGUGUUUCAAAAGUGCAUGUAUGUUACAUAGGUAUAGUAAUGAAAAUAUAUGUGAAAAGGGCAUACAAUUUGGUGAAGAUAAAACACAAAUAAACGAGCAAAUAACUUGAAAACUAUUGUUAACUGUAUAGUGUUGGUGUUAAUUUUAGUAAAAUAAACACUGAACUAACAUUUCCUGUGACUUUUGUUGGAAAAUUCCUAAUAAUUCUCACAGAAAAAGCGAAUAGGCCUUCGUCCAAACACUUAUUCUCCUAUUGGGAUACAAGAAUCCGAAAUAACUGGCUUGGUUUUGCAUCUCGCAAAGCCUGAAAUUUAACGUGUAGGUAUAUAUGUAAAUGAUCAGGUUUAUCUAAAGACUAUGGAUAUUCCAAUAACGGUACAUCCAUUAACACAUGAUCCGACGGCAGCUUGGAAAGAAAUUUCAAGGACUCAACGUGUCAUUAAAGUUCAUAUGAGUCAACCACAGACAGAGAAAGGACCUAAUAAAGUCCGUGUCGUAUGUAUGAGUGAUACACAUUCGUUAACAUCUUAUUUGAGAUUUGAUAUACCAACUGGUGAUAUAUUUAUUCACGCUGGCGACUUUACCAAAUGUGGUAAACGUGAAGAAGUUAUUGAGUUCAACAACUGGAUUUCUACGCUGCCUCAUAAACACAAAUUAGUAAUAGCUGGAAAUCACGAGCUGAGCUUUGACACAAAUUUUACAGAAUCUUCUCGUAAUGAAUGCGCUAAUAGCCGGACAAAACAUACUGGCCACUUGAGUCUUGAAAAUAUGCCGUUGUUGGGAAAUCCCCAAGAGGACAUAGAAAUUGCUUUGAAAACAAAAAAUAUUCGGGAAGUUCUAACCAAUUGUACAUAUAUAGAAGACCAAUUAGUAAAUGUAAUGGGCAUCCGAAUAUAUGGUACCCCUUGGCAACCAGAAUUUUGUAAAUGGGCAUUUAAUUUGCAACGAGGUGAAGCAUGUUUAAACAAAUGGAACCUUAUACCCAAUGAUGUAGAUAUAUUGGUAACGCACACACCUCCCGUAGGUCAUGGAGAUUUGUGCUGCUCUGGCAUUCGCGCCGGCUGUGUUGAAUUAUUAACUACUGUUCAGAAACGCGUCAAACCUAAAUACCACGUGUUUGGCCAUAUUCAUGAGGGCUACGGUAUUACUUCAGAUGGAAAUAUUAUCUAUGUGAACGCAUCCACUUGUGAUAUAAAUUAUAAGCCUCAGAAUCCACCUAUUGUAUUCGAUGUAUCUUUACCACGUACUGCACUUAAAGAUAAGCUAUAAAAAUAUUACUACCAAGCAAAAAUAAUUGACGUGUUAACGUUAAAAACAUUUUUACGUUCUAAAAGUGAAAAUCCCACCAUUGGGAAGGCUAUAGUUUUUAAGUUAGUUGAUUAUCAAGUUUGUAAAGUUGCCCAAAAAUGCUCCUAUUUUGGUUUUUUCAGCAAGCAGAAAGUGCUUAAAAAUAAAUAAUAUUAUAUAUAAGUAAAUGAACAAUGAUACAUAAAUAAAAAUACAAAAUUUUUGAUUUUAUCCUUUUUAAA
Messenger RNA from Anastrepha obliqua, 1608 nucleotides. Its product is annotated as metallophosphoesterase domain-containing protein 1. Lineage: Eukaryota; Metazoa; Arthropoda; Insecta; Diptera; Tephritidae. The transcript is spliced from 3 exons. The record is from RefSeq and is a predicted model, not a curated record. Bases 437 to 1348 code for a protein of 303 amino acids. Gene Ontology annotation, molecular function: hydrolase activity.